Parnassius mnemosyne (clouded apollo) is the source of this 717-nucleotide messenger RNA. The record is from the annotation of a GenBank genome assembly. Lineage: Eukaryota; Metazoa; Arthropoda; Insecta; Lepidoptera; Papilionidae.
AUGGGUAAUUCGGGCCUUAGACAACAUUAUGAUACCGCUUCGAAGACUGGUGUUUUACAAAUAUCUGAUAAAAAAUUAAAAGACAUACCUGUGGAAGUGUUUAAUUUAUCAGAACAUUUACGAAAUUUAGAUUUAUCUAAAAAUAAAAUUUCCAGUGUACCAGAUGACAUAAGUAGAUUAAAAAAUUUGAAGCAGCUGAACUUGAGUGCAAACCAUAUAGAGGUUUUACCAGAUUCUUUGAUAUACCUUAAGAAACUUGAAAUGUUAAAUGUAUCUAAUAAUUCAAUUUCUUCUCUACCAUCUCAUUUUUCAAACUUAAAUAACUUAAAACAAGUUUAUCUAAGUCAUAACAAAUUUACAGAGUUCCCUUCACAAUUACUAUGCUUAAACAACUUGGAAGUAGUAGAUCUUUCAAAUAACAAAAUAACUCGGAUACCUGACGGGAUGUCAGAUUUUUAUGCAGCUGAAUUAAAUUUAAGCCAAAAUGAGAUAUCUAAUCUUAGUGAGGACUUACAUCAGGCUCCAAGGCUAAAAAUAUUAAGAUUAGAGGAGAAUUGCUUAAGCUUAGAUGCAGUAAGACCUAGUUUAUUAAGAGAUUCCAAAAUUCAUACUAUCAAUUUGGAUGGUAAUCUAUUUGAAACAAAACAAUUGGUAUCAGUAGAAGGAUAUAAUGAAUAUACUGAAAGAUACACAGCAUUAAAAAAGAAAAUGUUUUAA